GGUCUUUUACCCCUUUAGGUUGGGGCAGCCACAGUCCUUUAGCUCUGUUUCGCCGAAUUCUUCUUUCUCGAGCCCUGAUUUCCUAGUUACACCUUUUAAGCUUUUUACCUUUUGUCUCCUUCCUUCGCAGUUCAUCAUGCAAAAACAAGACGCGUCCCGGCACGGUUUUCAGCCUAGCUUCCAACAUUUCGCCACGCAGGCCAUCCACGUGGGCCAGGAACCGGAGCAAUGGAACUCCCGCGCGGUGGUACCCCCCAUCUCGCUGUCCACCACGUUCAAGCAAGGGACACCUGGCCAGCACUCGGGAUUUGAAUACAGCCGUUCUGGAAAUCCCACUAGAAAUUGCUUGGAAAAAGCUGUGGCAGCACUGGAUGGAGCUAAGUAUAGUUUGGCCUUUGCUUCUGGUCUAGCAGCUGCUGUGACAAUUACUCAUCUUUUAAAAGCAGGAGACCAAAUUAUUUGCAUGGAUGAUGUGUAUGGUGGUAUGAACAGAUACUUCAGGAAGGUGGCAGCUGAAUUUGGAUUAAAGAUUUCUUUUGUGGACUGUACCAAAACCAAAUUGCUAGAAGAGGCAAUUACACCAGAAACCAAGCUUGUUUGGAUUGAAACCCCCACAAACCCUAGCUUGAAGGUGGUUGACAUUGAAGCUUGUGCACAUAUUGCCCAUAAGCAUGGAGACAUUAUUUUGGCUGUGGAUAACUCUUUUAUGUCUCCAUAUUUCCAGCGACCUUUGGCUCUGGGAGCUGAUAUUUGUAUGUGUUCUGCAACAAAAUACAUGAAUGGCCACAGUGAUGUUGUCAUGGGCUUAGUGUCUGUUAAUUCUGAAGACCUCCAUGACAGGCUUCGCUUCUUGCAGAACGCUAUUGGAACCGUUCCAUCUCCCAUUGACUGUUACCUCUGUAAUCGUGGUCUGAAGACACUAGAACUUCGAAUGGAGAAGCAUUUCAAAAAUGGAAUGGCUGUGGCCCGGUUCCUGGAAGCUAAUCCCCGGGUAGAAAAGGUUAUUUAUCCUGGGCUGCCCUCUCAUCCGCAGCAUGAGUUGGCCAAGCGUCAGUGCACAGGUUGCCCUGGGAUGAUCAGCUUUUACAUUAAGGGCACUCUUCAACAUGCCAAGGUUUUCUUCAAGAACUUGAAGUUGUUUACUCUGGCUGAGAGCUUGGGAGGAUAUGAAAGUCUCGCUGAGCUUCCGGCACUCAUGACCCAUGCAUCAGUGCCUAAGAAUGACAGAGAUAUUCUUGGAAUUAGUGACACACUGAUUCGACUCUCUGUGGGCUUAGAAGAUGAAAAAGACCUGUUGGACGAACUCGAUCGAGCUUUGAAGGCAGCACAUCCUUAAGUGAAGAUUACUACUAGCAAUCCAUAAGCAGUGUUAAUUGCUGCUUCUCAAGAUGACUGGAAGCUUCUGAACAAUUGAAGGGACCACCAAUGAGCCUUUGCAGAAUUUUCAAAUGAGAAUUUGAAGGCACUGUACAACUUUUGACAACUAUAAUGGUAUAGGGAUCUUCCCCGAUGAAAAGUUCCUUUAUGUUUUAUUGUAACAGAUCAAUUCUGUUAGUGUCUUUUUUUUGUUGUUGUUAAUUUUCUUAUACCUGUGAGAUUUGUGGUGCUUUCUGGGAUCAUGUUGUUUUCAUAGCAUAAGGUUUAUUUUGAUUAUGUUCUCAGUAUAUGGCUAAUUCAUCUUUGUUUUGUGUGAAGUCGAAUUAUGAAAUGAGUUGUCUUUAACUGAGUGAUUUUUUGUAUGUUAUUGAAAAA
Perognathus longimembris pacificus (Pacific pocket mouse) is the source of this 1752-nucleotide messenger RNA. Its product is annotated as cystathionine gamma-lyase. The transcript has 12 exons. The record is from RefSeq and is a predicted model, not a curated record. Gene Ontology annotation, cellular component: cytoplasm. NCBI's taxonomy places the organism in Eukaryota, Metazoa, Chordata, Mammalia, Rodentia, Heteromyidae. Gene Ontology annotation, biological process: transsulfuration. Gene Ontology annotation, molecular function: pyridoxal phosphate binding; cystathionine gamma-lyase activity. Bases 137 to 1336 code for a protein of 399 amino acids.